UCCCCUUCGUUUCUCUUUCCUCUAGGUCGCAAAGUUCUUACUUCUCGUUUCGGAUAACACAAAACCAUCUGAGAGAGAGAGAGAGAGAGAGAAGAGAAGAGACGACUCCUCAAAUGAUUAUUACACUCUUCAAGUGCAGCUACAAACCCUUCCUCCCACUCCGGAAAACCUCUCUACUCUCCCCCUCCCAAUGGCCAAUUCCUCUCCACCGCCACAAAAUCUCCACUGCCACCACCCAGUACGCCGCCAACGGACCUAGGGUUCGUUUUCGCAGUUUCGGUUCAACCGGGCAAUCUCAGCCGUCGAUCAACGACAAAAGCAGCAAGACCGCCGACGGCGGCGAAGGAGAGAGUAAUAAAAAUAAUAGUAAUAGUAAUAUUAACAAAUCUAGUUCGUCAGAGCUGUGGCUGUACAACACCAUGAGCAAACAAAAGGAGUUUUUCAGGCCAAAAGUGGCCGGUAAGGUUGGGAUGUACGUGUGCGGUGUCACCGCGUACGAUCUCAGCCACAUUGGCCACGCUCGUGUAUACGUCUGCUUCGACGUCCUCUACAGAUACCUUAGGCAUUUGGGAUAUGAAGUCAACUAUAUACGCAAUUUCACCGAUGUUGAUGACAAGAUAAUUGCCAGAGCAAGAGAACUGGGUGAGGAUCCCAUUAGUUUGAGCAGACGUUAUUGUGAAGAAUUUCGUCAGGAUAUGGUGUAUCUUAACUGCUUGUCUCCUUCUGUGGAGCCUCGUGUCUCAGAUCACAUGCCCCAAAUCAUUGACAUGAUUAAGCAGAUUCUUGAUAAUGGCUGUGCCUACAACAUUGAUGGGGAUGUUUACUUCUCUGUAGACAAGUUUUCCGAUUAUGGACAGCUAUCUGGGCGAAAAUUAGAAGAUAAUCGGGCGGGUGAAAGGGUUGCUGUCGACUCUAGGAAGAAAAAUCCUGCUGAUUUUGCUUUGUGGAAAUCUGCAAAAGAAGGGGAGCCCUUUUGGGAGAGUCCGUGGGGUCCUGGAAGACCUGGUUGGCAUAUAGAGUGCAGUGCUAUGAGUGCUGCUUAUUUAGGAUACUUUUUCGACAUACAUGGUGGAGGGAUGGAUCUUAUCUUCCCCCACCAUGAAAAUGAAAUUGCUCAGAGUUGUGCCGCAUGUAAGAAGAGUAAUGUAAGCUACUGGAUGCACAAUGGAUUUGUAACCAUUGACUCAGAGAAAAUGUCCAAGUCACUGGGGAACUUCUUCACAAUCCGGCAGGUUAUAGACUUGUAUCAUCCCCUUGCAUUGAGACUUUUCUUGAUUGGGACGCACUAUCGAUCACCAAUCAACUACUCUGAUGUACUGCUUGAGAAUGCUUCUGACCGUGUUUUUUACAUCUAUCAGACAUUGCAUGAUUGUGAAGAAGUUUUGAGCCACCAUAAUGAGGAGGAUCGAAAGGACUCAAUUCCACCCGCUGUCUUUAGUUGCAUCAGUAAAUUUAAUGAAGAAGUUCUACUGUCGAUGUUGGACGAUCUUCACACUCCUGUUUCUGUAUCUGCUCUCUCUGAACCUUUGAAAACCAUCAAUGAUUUGCUAAAUACUCGCCAGGGGAAGAAGCAAGAAUUGCGUAUAGAAUCACUUGCAGCUUUGGAGAAGGCAAUUAAGAAUGUUCUCUCCAUUUUAGGCCUUAUGCCAACGAGUUACUCGGAGGUAUUGCAGCAGCUGAUGGAAAAGGCAUUGAAGCGUGCAAAGCUGACCGAAGAUCAAGUACUGCAGAAGAUUGAAGAAAGGACGAGUGCACGAAUGAGCAAAGAGUAUGAGAAGUCGGAUUCAAUUAGGAAAGAGUUGGCUGCUGUGGGUAUUGCUCUCAUGGAUAGUCCUGACGGAACAAGUUGGAGACCAGCUGUUCCGCUUUCCAUGCAAGAGCAGCAGAUUUCUGCAGCUUGAGUGGCUUCUCGGGGUGUCAUUGUUGGAAACCCACCGUCAUGUUGCAUUCAGCGAUUUGUGGUGUUUAUGAGGGAAAGGAAAAUGUCAAAUGGAACAUGAGUGAAUGAGAUGGAGAGAAACUGAAUUAUUUCUUUUGGUUUCAUAUUAUUUUCUUUUCCCUUCAUAAAUCGCUCACAAAUCGCUGAGCCAGAUUCCAGCUUAGGAUUCUGAUUAUUUCCUCUCGCAGGUUUUGAAAUUUUCAUUUUUCGGCUAAAAGCUCUGACCAUUAUUUACAGGUUGUUCAGUUGAUUAAACGUAAAAGUACAAAUGGGAAGAAAAUUAACUGACCCCGGGGGCCUGCUGUGUAAAUCAAUAUUCUUUUUUCAUUUCAGCCGUUUCAGUUGCUACUGAAUUUUGGUCAGCUUACCUUCUUCAAUAUAGGCCAUGAGUUUUUUUAUUUU
Rhododendron vialii is the source of this 2341-nucleotide messenger RNA. RefSeq names its product cysteine--tRNA ligase, chloroplastic/mitochondrial. Gene Ontology annotation, cellular component: cytoplasm. NCBI's taxonomy places the organism in Eukaryota, Viridiplantae, Streptophyta, Magnoliopsida, Ericales, Ericaceae. Gene Ontology annotation, biological process: cysteinyl-tRNA aminoacylation. The transcript is spliced from 9 exons. The record is from RefSeq and is a predicted model, not a curated record. The coding region runs from base 114 to 1901 and encodes 595 amino acids. Gene Ontology annotation, molecular function: ATP binding; cysteine-tRNA ligase activity.